Adineta steineri is the source of this 339-nucleotide messenger RNA. The record is from the annotation of a GenBank genome assembly. NCBI's taxonomy places the organism in Eukaryota, Metazoa, Rotifera, Eurotatoria, Adinetida, Adinetidae.
AUGAAUGAUCAUAAUUUUUUAUCAAUUCAGUCAAAUCGACGUUCAUUAAAACUUGAACUAGUCGAUGGUUCAAUUCAAGAAAUUGAAUAUGAAUUACCAAUUGAUCGAUAUGAUCUAUUACGUUUAAUAUAUCAUGAGCUUAAAUAUGAUCAAAUGUAUGAUUGGGAUACAUUUAAUGAAUCAACAGCAUUUACUCGAACAGAUAAUGGGAUUACAACAUUAUCACCAUUAAGUUAUUCAUCAGAUGAUAUCAUAUACAUCUUAGUUUUGCCAAAUAAUAAUAAUAAUAAUAAUAAAAGUCCAUUUGCAAGAUUUAAACAAUGGUUAUGGCCUGCUUAA